Momordica charantia (bitter melon) is the source of this 1443-nucleotide messenger RNA. Its product is annotated as putative glucan endo-1,3-beta-glucosidase A6. Gene Ontology annotation, biological process: carbohydrate metabolic process. The record is from RefSeq and is a predicted model, not a curated record. Gene Ontology annotation, molecular function: hydrolase activity, hydrolyzing O-glycosyl compounds. Lineage: Eukaryota; Viridiplantae; Streptophyta; Magnoliopsida; Cucurbitales; Cucurbitaceae.
AAUUGGGGAGCAACUUGCCAUCUCCAAAUCAGGCCGUGGAGAUGAUAAAAUCCAUGAAAGCCGGCCGAGUGAAGCUGUACGACGCCAACCCACAAUUCUUGAAGCUCUUAUCAGGAACAAAGCUUCAAGUUUCCAUCAUGAUACCCAACGACCAAAUCUCAGACAUUGCCGCCAACCAGACUAGGGCCGACGAAUGGAUCCUCGACAAUGUCGUCGCUUUUUACCCCGAUACCAUGAUUCGGUUCAUUCUGGUAGGAAAUGAAGUUUUGAGCUACGAUGACCGUCGAGUUUGGCACCAGCUUGUGCCCGCGAUGAGGAGCAUUUGGCGUUCGCUUAAGGCCCGCAAUUUGCAGAUCAUUAAAGUUGGGACUCCGGUGGCUAUGGACGUCUUGGAGUCUGCAUUCCCACCCUCAAGAGGGACGUUUAGAUCGGAUAUACGACGAAGCGUGGUGGCUCCCAUGCUCGAAUUCUUGAACGAGACCAGGUCUUAUUUCUUUGUCGAUGCGUAUCCUUAUUUUUCUUGGUCGGCAAAUCCCAGGGAUAUCAACUUAGAUUUUGCUCUUUUCGAGGCAAAUUUUGAACAGAUCGACGGUGGGACUGGAUUGGCAUAUACUAAUCUUUUGGAUGAAAUGUUGGACUCUCUUAUCUUUGCCAUGGCCAAACUUGGCUAUCCGGACAUUCGUUUGGUGAUCUCAGAGACUGGAUGGCCGACUGCUGGCGAUAUCGAACAACCAGGCGCCAAUAUCCUCAACGCGGCAACGUACAACCGAAACCUAGUGAAGAAGAUGACAGCAAAACCUACGGUAGGGACGCCGGCGAGACCAGGGGUGGUGAUACCGACGUUCAUAUUCGCGCUCUUUGACGAGAACCAAAAGCUAGGGCCGGGAACGGAGCGGCAUUGGGGGUUACUAAGCUCUGAUGGGAGCCCGAACUACGAGAUCGACUUGACCGGAAAGAAGUCGUCGGUGGAGUACAAUCCGAUGCCGGUGGUGGAGAACAAUGUGCCGUUCAAGGGGACGCUGUGGUGCGUGGCGGCGAGAGGGGUGAACUUGAUGGAGCUCGGGGCGGCGAUCACGACGGUGUGCGGCGGAGGAAACGGGACGUGUGAGGCGCUGUCGCCGGGAAAAGAGUGCUAUGAGCCGGUGUCGGUGUAUUGGCAUGCUAGCUAUGCUUUUAGCUCUUUUUGGUCAAAGUUUAGGAGCCAAGGGGCGAGCUGCUAUUUCAAUGGACUUGCUGAACAGACAACCAUUGAUCCUAGUAAUGGAUCAUGCAAGUUCCCAAGUGUGACUUUCUAAAGAAGACUUCAUAGAAUUCUUUUAACUUUAAAAGAACUUCGUAGGAUUUUUCUUUUUCUUUCCUUUUUUUCCCAAAGGGAGAAGAAGUUUAUAAGGCCGAUUUACGAUUAGGAGAAAUAUGUAAUGCAAAAUUUUAUCUUUUUCAGAA